AUGGAGGACACCAGCAACGCCGCCGCCCAUCAUCAGUACCAUCAGCAGAAGAGAUGCGGCGGCAACAGCGGCAGGAGGGCGGGUGCUGGUGCUGGUGCGGGUGCGGGUGUGGGUGCUGGUGCGGGUGCUGGUGCGGGUGCGGCGCAGAGGGAAGGCGGCGGGGGGACCAAGUACCGGGGGGUGCGGCGGAGGCCGUGGGGGCGGUACGCGGCAGAGAUCCGGGACCCGCAGUCCAAGGAGCGGCGCUGGCUGGGCACCUUCGACACCGCCGAGCAGGCCGCCUGCGCCUACGACAUCGCCGCCCGGGCCAUGCGCGGCCUCAAGGCCCGCACCAACUUCCCCAUCGCCCACCCCGCCGCAGCCUUCCCCGUCGACCCUCCCAAUAGUAGCUGGCCGCGGCCGCCCCACCCGGCCUUCAAUUUUAUCAAUAAUAAUCCCUACCACCACAACCACCACCACCACCACCACCACCACCGCCACCACUAUCACCAGUACCCUGCUUAUAAUUACAACGUCGGCCUGCCCGUGUUCUCCUCCUCCUCCUCCUCCUCCUGUGAAUCGGCGAGUCUCCUUCCGCGGAACCUCCUCCACCCGAACGACGGCGGCUCAUCCAGCUCCCACUACUCUUUCAACGUCCCGACUGACCACGCCGUCGACCACGGCUGCGCUUCUUGCGCUUCUCAUCUCUCGUCGUGGCCGCUCAGCAUCCCGCCUGGCGACUGCACCUACGCCAGCGGCAUCGCUCGCUCCCUCGUGGACGACGAUAUUGGCGCCCGCUACGCUGCCGCUUCUUCCUCUCCUUCCUCGGAAUACUUGUCCGGGAGUACUCUUCUCCUCGGGCAGCAGCAGCAGCGGCAGCAGCAGCAGAAUCAUCCGCCUAAUUAUUGCACCGCAGCCGACGUAAAAUUAUCUUCUCCGUCUUCCGAUACAGUAUUCGACGGGAACAGCAACACCACCACGGUCAGCAUCAGCAACAACGACAACAACAGCGACGAUUGGGACUUGUUCUGCUCGGAGCCCGCCGAUGCCGGCCUCCUCCAGGAGAUCAUCCACGGCUUCUGCCCUCACCGCCGCCAUCGCCGCAAUGACAAGUCGAAGGAAAUGGCCGGGCGCAUCGACGCCGCCGGAAAGUUUCAUGCCGAUGAGAUGAUGACGAUCGAACAUGGCGAUCGCCGCGGUCUGGUCUCUCUCAAAUCGGAGGUCGAGACGUUCGACGUCGAUACCUCGGCAGACGGGCCGGAUAACUUCCCCAUGGUUCCGCAGGGACUGCUGGAGGACAUCGUUCAGUACCCCGACUUCUUUGAGAUCCUCUCUGCUAAGUUGCGCUAGGCGGCCGCCUAAUAUAUCAUAUGUAUCAUCAUAUUACUAUUUGCUAAUUAAUUAAUCAAUGG
This is a messenger RNA of Ananas comosus (pineapple), 1391 nucleotides long. RefSeq lists its product as uncharacterized. Gene Ontology annotation, molecular function: DNA-binding transcription factor activity; DNA binding. The transcript has a single exon. Gene Ontology annotation, biological process: regulation of DNA-templated transcription. The record is from RefSeq and is a predicted model, not a curated record. NCBI's taxonomy places the organism in Eukaryota, Viridiplantae, Streptophyta, Magnoliopsida, Poales, Bromeliaceae. The coding region runs from base 1 to 1329 and encodes 442 amino acids.